Molecule: messenger RNA, 4179 nt
Organism: Pseudoliparis swirei
Lineage: Eukaryota; Metazoa; Chordata; Actinopteri; Perciformes; Liparidae
Exons: 4
Coding region: 693-2897 (734 amino acids)
Source: RefSeq, a predicted model, not a curated record
ACCAGAGCACUGAGAACCAGAGCACUGAGAACCAGAGCACUGAGGACCAGAGCACUGAAGACCAGAGCACUGAGAACCAGAGCACUAAGAACCAGAGCACUGAGAGCCAGAGCACUGAGAGCCAGAGCACUGAGAACCAGAGCACUGAGAACCAGAGCACUAGGAACCAGAGCAAUGAGUUCCAGAGCACUAAGAACCAGAGCACUAGGAACCAGAGCACUAGGAACCAGAGCACUGAGGACCAGAGCACUGAGGACCAGAGCACUGAGAUCCAGAGCACUAGGAACCAGAGCACUGAGGACCAGAGCAGUGGGAGGCCAGCCUCCCGCUCUCCUUCCUCCCCACAUACCCCUCCAUCUCCCCUGCUCUGCUCAUCUCUGACCCCUCAUCCCGUUAACAGUGAUCUCAUUGUCUCACCCGGUGCUUCACCAAAGCCUUCAUCAGUCUGUCGCCCUUCCCCUCCUCUUGUCUCGUUGCGUCGCCCAAAAUCCGAUCUGCAAAAUUCGGCGACUGAGACACCACCGGAUCAGGAUCGGUCUGCACCUGCUUCCCUCUCUGUAUCGGUGUGCGAGUACCCUCUUCCUUGCUCUUCCUCAACCGAGUUACAGAACGGUACUCACUCUCAAGAUCUCACUCUCCCCUCUUCUUCUUCUUCUUCUGGUUUUCCCACUCUCUCCCAUACAUCUUCCUCAAUGCAACCAGAGGAGUAUAAAACUGAGGAUAAGUAUCCUCCUUCCCCUCAACUCUCUGCUCUGAUCCACGGCCCUAAAGGCAAAGCACGCUCUACCUGUCCUAGUGUCCUUCCUCCUGCCUCAUCUCCUUUUCCCUCUCCAAAUGUGGAUCGUCUGUCGAUUGCUACGCCUUCCACACAGUCUGACUCCCUCCCUGCUUCUUGUGGCUUGCCAUCUCUGCUUCCCUUAUCUCCAUCUGCCCUUCCUGAUUGUUAUCCAGCUUCUUUAGUCUCUCCCCCACCAAAAGAGUCCCUUUUACAGAGUCCAGAAAACAAUCACAAAGAUUCCUUUAUUCCAGACUCAAAUGGAACAGGCCUCUGUGAUCCACACAAGGAUGAGGAAGGAACACCCUCCUCUCCCUCCUUUCAGUUGCACAAGAACAAUGCUGCAGCUCCAUCCUCUCCCACUCUGGUCUCCUCUGCGUUUGAGGAGCGUCGCCCCACACUGCCCCGCCUUCCUCCUAACCCUUCCCUUCCAGUUGGUCAGUCUGCCUUGCCAUCGCAAUCACGUGAUUCAGAGGGUCUGCUACAUCCAGCUGUUGGAGGAAUUUCUGACCUGUCUGAGCGGUCCAUCUGCCAACAUGAUGACACCACACACCCUGCUCCAACCACUCCUGUACACAAUAGUAUUCAUGAUGAGAUGAAUCACCUCCCCUUGAACUUUGAGGACACCAAUCAAAGGAGUGGAAACGGAGCCGUCGAGGGCGAGAGACAUACCGAGACUGUGCAGACUCAAGAGACUCUUGUUUACCUCUCGGGUACAGAGAGUUCUGCAGACCUGUCAGAAGGUUGUAGAUUGGUCUCGGGAGAAGUAUGUAAUCAAACAGAAAUAGAUCCGCAGCUCCCGUCCUGUAGUCGGCAUGACGAGCGUUCAACUGGAACUCUACCGGGACGGUGUCAGAAGGAAGUUAAUGGCUCAGAAACUGAUUUACAUGAUGCCGUGCCAGAGGCACACAGUAGGACUCAAGUGGAACCAAAUCUUAUCAAGAUUAAGAGCUUAGAUUGGGAAUUCCAAACUUCAUUGGAUGGCUCGGAAGGUGACACUGGAGAUGGGGAUGCCUUUUUUCAGCAGCUUGAUGCUGAAGGGCGGGUCUAUUGGGCAGAACCUAUCCAGGUGUCCAAUCCGAGCCCUGUGUUUGAAGAGUCAGUCAGCGUUGAAACCUCAGACGGAUCUCCUGGGAAUUCUCAUUUGCCUAGAGGACAAGCUGUUCUAGACUUAUUUACAUCCACAGGCAGCGCUAUCCCUUUGUCUCUGUCAUCGUCAACAACAAUGGACACUGACCAGAUGUCAAGAAAUGCAACUGCCUCCUCAGAUACACCGUCUUCCUUGACCCCAGCUCCAUUCCGACACCCCUCCAAACCCCAGGCUCUCAAGACAUCUGGCCGCUCUGUUUCGGUCCAGAUGUCUUCAUCUCUGUCUUCUCACAUCGUCCAUAGAAAGGAUGUUCCCUAUAAGACUGUCUCAAAACGCACCCUUCUGCCUGGUAGUCUCCCUUUGGACACGUCCACGCCUUUCCGUGCGGUCCAGUCAUGGACAGACCUGCAGAUUCAACGAAACCCUCUCACCAGGAUGGUAUCCCACGGGGCUCUUCAUACCGCCCGAAAGUGUGUCCCGUUAUCCACUCGUGUUACAGAAACAAGACAUGGACCUACGCUGAAGUUUUCUUCGUCUCCAUGUUUCCCGCUGCUGUCUGAUGACUGGCAGUCAGAUCGCUGUCUCCCUGGGAUGACUCCACAUCACCGCAGGAUGUCGGUGUCUGUGGAUAAAGGGAUGUGGUCCGAUGAGGAGGAAGAGGUUGUAAGUAAUGGAAAUGAGGAAGAGGGGAAGCUGUGGAAGGAGAACCAGACGACCACCAUGGCAUGCUGCUGCUCCUGUGACCAUCAGUUUACAUGCCUCACUCAGAAGGGAUACGACAUUCCUUACUCCCCGGGUGAGUUGGAGGAGAUGAUGCUGUGUCUGCAGCAGUUCCGCUCCGUCCUCGGCAACAUGGAGGAGCAGCUCUCCGAAGAACAGGCAGACGUUUACAGCGCUCUCUUGGACCAGGACAGGGAGACGGUUCGGGAUAUAAAGGAGCUGAGGCGAGCAGUGAAAGAGGAGGCCGGAGAGCUGGAGAUGCAGUUGAAUGACCUGGCCGAUCACUACGAUGACGGCUUUAAAAUGGUGUGACGUCCGUCCACCAGAACCUGAAGUUGCCUGAAGUCUUCCAUUCAUUGACGCAUAUGACCAUCUUGUCAGUCAGUCUUUGGUAUAACAAGUUCUUCUUUUGUAAAAGAAAAAGUAUGAUUAUUUGUGAAAUAAAUGUUUUUUAUAAUGCACUUUCACUUUAUGAUGCAUGUCUAUGAAAACUAUGCAUACAAAUUCUACUUAAUCAUAAACUCUCCUGGAAAUAAUGAUGGUGUUGUACAUUUCUGCAAACAACAGAAUGUAAUAGACGUAGUCGACGCACAAAGGUAGAGAUUUAAGGAAGUUAAUGAAGGGUGGCUGAGAGGGUCAAACACGGGGCUUUGACCGAGGAGACGGAUGUUCUCGUCCUACGUGAAAACCAACAGUAAGAGUUGUCUUUAUGCUUCUCAAGUAACAUCACGAUUCAAAGCUGACGUGAAACCUAUUCAUGAAAACGUCAACAUGCAUCUUAUCUUGAGGUUUGCAGGAACAUACGAUGUCAAUGUCCUAGGAACGAAAACAGAAGCCACUGGCAUAGAGAUGCUGUUUCGUGUGCUUAUUGGUGAGGUAGAGCAUUUUAAACGAGAGAAUGAAGAUGUUCUAUGUUCAUGUACUCUGAGUUUUUGUUUCAAUGUUAAAAAAACACAUUGAAUCUGUCGCGCUGCUUCUGACAACAGAAACACUUCAGAGCAGGAAGCACCGAUGACCAGAGCAGCGUCCCUCAUCGAGAAUUCAAAAGGCUUUGAAUAGAACGCGGCCAGAAACAAUGCGUCGCUCCCCUGGACGCGUCCACUUCGAAUAUAGAACAUGUUUUAAUGUCUAUCGGUCAAUGUCUACCUCUUGUUAAGAUAAAUCUUAAAUAUCGGCGGUCCUUGUGUGUUCAGGUUACUCAAGUUCAGAAUCACAACAUGUAGUCGCUGUAAUGAGAGUCUGGGAAGAAAUAUUCUGACGUCUGCUUCUCAAGUAUAGACACACGCCUCAUGACUCACCACUCACGCGUGUUAUCGUGUUGUUGCAUGAGGGAGGGGAACGGAGACGUUGGACGGGCCAGUCCUGUGUGAAGGGGGAGGAGAUGAGAAUCUUAGGAUUGUUCUCCGACUCGACGGUUCAGCGCCGAUCCGACGUCAGAUGUGACGAAAUCUGUGUAUUAAAAGGCCGAACAUGGCUUGGGAGAGAGAGUUCUCUUCCCAUCAACCUGUGUGUUGUGGGAGAGACUCGCGGUGUGAUUGCGAGCGCUUGUACUUUGCUUGUGAUCAGAGAAUAAAUCUACCAGAACGAGAGAAGU